AUGGAAGGUACGAUCAUUGACUGUCUAUAAUAUUUUUAGAGUAUUUUAUUUUGUCUCACCUAUCGUUUCGCGAUCGAUCGACUGUCAUGUCGUUGAGAAACAUCGCCCGGAAGCUGCUGCCGUCGCGUCCACGGAUCUUCAGCUCCGGUCUUGCUCCGCCGUCGCCGCAACAUCAGCCUCGACGGUCCGUCGGCGCAUAUGAAAACGACGGCAAGACGUACGUGUCCAUGUUAAAUAACAACAACAUCCGGGACGGCAUCAUGAUAUCCGCUUACAGCCAGUACGGCUUCCGGUUGAACAACGGGUUCGCGGUGCUCGGGCCGAUCGUGUGCUUUGCCAACUCGAUAAUGGCUUGGCGCGUAAACGACGAUCGGGACGUAAACGUCGACUCACUGUCGAUGCUGUUCCACCUGGAACCCGCGCCCUCCGUCAUCGUGCUGGGCCUGGGCAACGGGUCGCAGCGGAGUCGCCGCGACGAUGAUUACCGCCAGCUGCAGCUGAACCGGCGUCAGUUGGACAAAGUGGUGUUGGCCGCGGCACGGCAAUACGGGUGCACCGUCGAGGUGCUGCCGGUGGACGCGGCACUGGCCACGUACAACUUCGUMAUCAGUGAGGGUCGGCAUGUGGCCGGUGCGUUCAUACCGCCGCGGUUCAUACCGGCGAUGGACGACGACGCGAUCACGGCUAACACGCGCCACAUCCACCUGUACGGCGAGGACGUACCGGUCACCGACGUGUGGCUGGACGCGGAUGAGCAAAGCGAGCUGAUCACCACCAACUACCGAGAGUUCGGCGAAGUGGUGGGCGCGCAGAAAGCGGCCGACCACGAGAGGCGGGCAAAAUUGGCCGGAGAAAAGGACCCCGAGAARAAGAUCCGGUGAUCUGCGAUGACCGCGUUGUACCKUAGCUGCCUUUUUUGUAGUCGACCGUUGUUAAAUGUCCCAUUUACCUGUAAUUUCCAACGUUAUUGUUGUUGUACAAAUAUACAUAAUUUAUUUGU
Molecule: messenger RNA, 1000 nt
Organism: Diuraphis noxia (Russian wheat aphid)
Lineage: Eukaryota; Metazoa; Arthropoda; Insecta; Hemiptera; Aphididae
Product: NADH dehydrogenase [ubiquinone] 1 alpha subcomplex assembly factor 3
Biological process (GO): mitochondrial respiratory chain complex I assembly
Cellular component (GO): mitochondrial inner membrane
Source: RefSeq, a predicted model, not a curated record